Molecule: messenger RNA, 3279 nt
Organism: Medicago truncatula (barrel medic)
Lineage: Eukaryota; Viridiplantae; Streptophyta; Magnoliopsida; Fabales; Fabaceae
Product: kinesin-like protein KIN-13A
Exons: 13
Coding region: 382-3018 (878 amino acids)
Biological process (GO): microtubule-based movement; microtubule depolymerization
Cellular component (GO): microtubule
Molecular function (GO): ATP binding; microtubule motor activity; microtubule binding
Source: RefSeq, a predicted model, not a curated record
AACAACAAUGGACAUAGCCGUUUUAUAUAGUUUUGAAAAUGUGAGGAUUAAGAUAUCAUAUGAUUAAUCAUCACAACACAACACAACGAUUAUAUCUCAAUUAAUCCUUAAUUAAUCUACAAACUAAUUCUCCAUUUCAUUUUCUCCCUCCAAACCUCUCUCUCUCUCUCUCUCCAACAAACGCCAUUUUCUGGUUACUGAUUCGAACGAAGAUCAAAAUUCAACUUCAUCAAAACGCUAUCGUUUUCAGAUCUGAAUCGAAAAUCUCGAGUUCCCGAUUCGGUUUCGUCUCACUUUCAUGUUCUUCUCAAGCGCGUGUGUAAUAGAUCUUGAAAAUUGGCGCCUCAACGACGUUCCCAGCGCCACGUGGUGGCUGGCCAGAUGCCGCCACAGGGUAAUGCCGCCGCCGCUGUUUACGAUCAACCUGCCGGCGGCUCCCUGCAAAGUGCAUCCACUGAUGCCGGAGACGCUGUCAUGGCGCGGUGGCUUCAGUCCGCCGGUUUGCAGCAUUUAGGUUCUCCACUUGCUUCAUCCGGUGUCGAUCAUCGCCUCUUCCCCAACCUUCUCAUGCAGGGUUAUGGAGCACAGUCUGCUGAAGAGAAGCAGAGGCUUUUCAAGUUAAUGAGAAACCUCAAUUUUAAUGCGGAAUCUGGUUCGGAGCUUUAUACACCCAAUACUCAAACUUUGGGUGGAGGGUCUGCAUCGGAUGGGUUCUAUUCUCCUGAAUUUAGAGGGGAUUUUGGAGCCGGGCUUUUGGAUCUUCAUGCCAUGGAUGACACAGAGCUUCUGUCUGAGCAUAUGAUUUCAGAAUCUUUCGAACAAUCACCCAUCAUACCAGGAGAUACUAGAGUAUUUGAAGAUGAUUUCUAUCCAAUUAAUAGCAAGCUGGAAAAAGAAGCUGAAGUUGAUGCAUCAAUUUCUUUACCUAUGAAUGAAAAAGAGAAUAGUACAAGGGAGAAUAAUGUCGCCAAGAUUAAAGUUGUGGUACGUAAAAGGCCUUUAAACAAGAAAGAGCUUACUAAGAAGGAGGAUGAUGUCGUAACUGUGUCUGACACUGCAUAUUUGACAGUCCAUGAACCUAAACUAAAGGUUGAUUUGACAGCUUAUGUGGACAAGCAUGAGUUUUGCUUUGAUGCCGUUCUUGAUGAGCAUGUUACCAAUGAUGAAGUAUACCGAGCUACAGUUGAACCAAUUAUUCCUACAAUUUUUGAACGUACCAAAGCUACUUGUUUUGCUUAUGGUCAGACAGGAAGUGGCAAGACAUACACAAUGCAACCUUUACCACUCAGAGCUGCAGAAGACCUUGUUCGACAGUUGCAUCAGCCAGUUUACCGGAGUCAGAGAUAUAAAUUGUGGCUUAGCUACUUUGAGAUAUAUGGUGGAAAGCUUUUUGAUCUUCUUAGUGACAGAAGGAAACUUUGUAUGAGGGAAGAUGGACGGCAGCAAGUUUGCAUUGUAGGACUGCAAGAAUUUGAAGUUUUGGACGUUCAGGUUGUCAAAGAAUUCAUUGAAAAGGGAAAUGCUUCAAGAAGUACAGGAUCCACGGGUGCUAAUGAGGAGUCCUCCAGGUCGCAUGCUAUCUUACAGUUGGUUGUAAAGAAGCACAAUGAGGUGAAAGAGGGCAAGCGAAAUUCAAACACUGAUGCAAAUGAUGCAAGAAGUGGGAAGGUCGUAGGGAAGAUUUCUUUUAUUGAUCUUGCUGGAAGUGAAAGAGGCGCUGACACUACUGAUAAUGAUCGUCAAACACGGAUUGAAGGAGCCGAAAUUAAUAAGAGCCUUUUGGCUUUGAAGGAAUGCAUUCGAGCUUUAGACAAUGACCAGAUCCAUAUUCCAUUCCGGGGAAGCAAACUUACAGAAGUGCUGCGGGACUCCUUUGUAGGAAAUUCAAAAACUGUCAUGAUCUCUUGCAUAUCUCCAGGUGCUGGGUCUUGCGAACACACGCUUAACACCCUACGUUAUGCUGAUCGGGUUAAAAGUCUUUCCAAAAGUGGAAAUCCUAGAAAAGACGCAAUACCCAAUUGUGUACCACAAACUAAUAAAGAUGUUUCAUCUACAUCAACCCUUCCAGCUAGUGUUGGUGCAGAGGAUUUUAUCGAUCAGCGCCAAGAGAAACCAAUGGAUAUGGGCAGGAAGCCACUUGAAAAGGAGAAAACUAUGUAUAGCUCUGCUGCUAUUGCUGACAAACAGUUACCUAGUAUUUCUUCAAAUUACCUAUCAAAUGGACGAGAAGAAAAAGGCAUCACUUAUCCUUCAAUGGAGAGGGAGAGGUUUGAAAUGAAGAACUCUUAUAAUGAUAAUUCCAGUCAAAAGAUUAACUCUUACCCACAAAAUGGUACAGAUGAGAAAGUGCAAAAGGUAUCUCCCCCACGCAGAAAAGGUUCUAAGGAUGAAAAGUCUGAAAGGCCUGCAAACUGGAUGAAAAGGGAUACCGUUGAAGAAAAAGGCUUGACUUAUGCUUCAGUGGAGAGAGAGAAGUUUGAAAUGAAGAACUCUUAUAAUGAUUCUUCGAGUCCAAAGAUGAACUCUUACGCACGAAAUGAUACAGAUGAGAAAGUGCAAAAGGUUUCUCCCCCACGCAGAAAAGGUUUUAAAGAUGAAAAGUCUGAAAGGCCUGCAAAUUUGAUGAAAAGGGAUACCAAUGCUUCUGAUCUCUCGACCACAAGCUCCAGGCAACAGCAAACCACAGUGAAUCACAACACUGUUACCUCUGGAUCCAGGCUUUAUGACGCAGAGUCAGCACCUGACGUGAAUAUCAAUGCAGUACUUGAGGAGGAAGAAGCACUAAUUGCCGCUCAUAGGAAAGAAAUUGAGGACACAAUGGAGAUUGUUCGUGAAGAAAUGAAACUCUUGGCCGAAGUCGACCAACCAGGUAGCCGUAUUGACAACUAUGUAGCCCAAUUGAGCUUUGUGCUUUCUCGCAAAGCAGCUAGUCUUGUGGGUCUUCAAGCUCGCCUUGCAAGAUUCCAACAUCGACUAAAAGAACAGGAAAUUCUGAGUAGAAAAAGAGUUCCCCGUUGAUAAAAGAUUCGGUUUCUCUUAUUGUAAUUGUCUUGUGAAUUGUGAUCUGUAUCAUGUUUGAUAUCAACUGAUCUUUUCAUUCUAAUUAAAGUUACCUACAUGUAUAUACUUUUUAUGUGACAUUUUAGCCAUCUCAGGCCCUUUGCAAAUAUUUGCCAUAAAUGUUGUAAUUUGUAUGUAGGUUAUCUGCCCAAAAUUUGAAGUUUGAGAGGGCAAAGUGAAAAAAUGAAAUAGAAUCUAAUGUGGUUGCAAAAACGAAAA